GAAAAAUGUCAAAUAGCCGCGCAUGCGCAUUAUCACGCAAUGAGAUGAUAAUGCAAGUGCAAAAAAUUUUUACUCCAGUUUUAUAAUUUCAAUUUCAUAUACAAAUAUAAUAUAAUAGAAAUCAACUUGCAGAAUGGGAGUACCGGUGAAAAGUGUUGAAGCCAUGGACGUCGAAUUGACAGUGGACGCGGUUAAUGGAGAGGGUGACGUUGUCGAGAAGAAGGACAAUGAUUUGUUAAUUAUUCAAGAUCUACGGGAGCACAUUCGUCAAAUUGAGCGCGCCGUACAAAAUAAGGAGCCGCGUUUUAUUCUCCGCGCUCUACGAGCAUUGCCCAAUACGCGUCACAAACUAAAUCCAGUCGUUCUUCGCGGUAUUGUCGGCGGCUUUUUCACCCGUUCAACCACAGAACGUGACGCACUACUCGCAUGGAUCGAGGAGCCAAUGGACACAGAGGGCACACAGGCAGCUAUUCAAAGAUUUCGCAGUUCAGCUCUGCCGCUACUUCCCGAAAUCGAUGCCUACAUUCAUCUUCUCAUUCUCGUGAAACUCAUCGAUACCCGCAAAUACAAUGAAGCCGUCCAGUGUUCCGAGACUUUGGUGCAAAAAAUCGUUGUGCAAAAUCGACGUUCAAUGGACUUGAUCGCUGCAAAAUGCUAUUUUUAUCAUUCGCGCGCUUACGAAUUAACAAAUCAGUUGGACAAGAUUCGUAGUUUUCUUCAUUUACGUUUGCGUACGGCAACAUUGAGGAAUGAUUUCGAGGGCCAGGCGGUGUUGAUCAAUUGCCUGCUGAGGAAUUAUCUUCACUAUAAUCUCUACGAUCAGGCGGAUAAACUCGUGUUGAAGUCAACGUUCCCGGAGUCGGCGAGUAACAACGAAUGGGCCCGCUUUCUCUACUAUCUGGGAAGGAUCAAGUCGGCGCGACUCGAGUAUUCAGCGGCGCACAAGUACCUCGUCCAGGCAAUGCGCAAGGCCCCGCAAACAACGGCCGUCGGUUUUCGUCAAACCGUACAAAAACUCGCUGUCACUGUGGAACUUCUAUUGGGAGACAUUCCCGAGAGGCAGAUCUUCCGUCAGGCCGCAUUGCGACGCGCUUUAGCGCCUUACUUCCAAUUGACGCAAGCCGUUCGUCUCGGGAAUCUUCAGCGCUUCGGCGAAGUCCUCGAGAACUUUGGACCGCAAUUUCGCGCCGAUCAUACAUUCACUCUGAUCCUACGACUGAGACACAAUGUCAUCAAGACCGCUAUUCGCUCAAUUGGCCUCUCGUACUCGAGAAUUUCGCCGGCGGACAUUGCGCAAAAAUUGGGCCUCGACUCGGGCGUUGACGCGGAGUUUAUUGUCGCCAAAGCGAUCAGAGAUGGAGUAAUUGAGGCGACACUCGAUCCAGAGAAUGGCUACAUGCGCAGCAAGGAGACAACGGACAUUUAUUGCACCCGCGAGCCGCUCCUUGCAUUCCAUCAGAGAAUCACCUUCUGUCUCGAUCUACAUAAUCAGAGUGUUAAGGCCAUGAGGUAUCCGCCAAAAUCUUAUGGCAAGGAUCUCGAAUCUGCCGAGGAACGUCGGGAACGGGAGCAACAGGAUCUUGAACUCGCCAAGGAAAUGGCUGAAGAGGAUGACGAUGGUUUUCCUUGAACAGUAAUUUUUUAACGCUGUACUCUUUUUUCAUUUCUGUAAUACUUUGCAAUAAUUUUAAAAAUAAUAAUAAUAAUCUGUUUCAAAUUU
This is a messenger RNA of Leptopilina heterotoma, 1720 nucleotides long. It is a transcript of the gene Rpn3, whose product is annotated as probable 26S proteasome non-ATPase regulatory subunit 3. The record is from RefSeq and is a predicted model, not a curated record. Gene Ontology annotation, cellular component: proteasome complex; proteasome regulatory particle, lid subcomplex. Gene Ontology annotation, biological process: ubiquitin-dependent protein catabolic process; regulation of protein catabolic process. The transcript is spliced from 2 exons. Bases 134 to 1630 code for a protein of 498 amino acids. Lineage: Eukaryota; Metazoa; Arthropoda; Insecta; Hymenoptera; Figitidae. Gene Ontology annotation, molecular function: enzyme regulator activity.